AUGGCUAGCAAUAUAACGCCGUCGAACGAUGCUCAAGAUGUGCAACAACAGGACAAACAAAAUGCCGUGAAUCAAGUACAGACUGGUAUUGAACAGCAGACGGCAGAGGCAAUUGCAGCUAACAACAAAUCUCCGUCGGCUAUUAAAAAACAAAUUCAGAGCAUACGUUCCCUCUUUUCGCGACCGAAACGAGAAGAUAAAUCACGUAAAUCGUCCCAUGAUCCUUCAGAUGAUAUUUUACGGUCUAGAUGUAUGAUGUUUUUUCCUACAUCGGGUCGUAUGGGAUUUGACAAAGUCAAAGUAUCGGAUGAAUUGCCCCCAAUCGAGAUCCUACGCGAAAUGAUUACUUAUGAAACAAGUAUCCGAUUAUCGGAACCAAUUCAAGAGCUCAUGGAUAUUUAUCACAAGGAUGAGGCUGCACUGAGAUAUAUACUCGAUCUCAUUCAACAGCAUGUUGUGGAACAUUUUGGAUAUCAUCAUGUCAAUGCUUUACGUACAGCUUUGCAUCGAUUUCCAGAUGAUCCGGCAGUGAAAUCAGCUUAUUAUGUGAAGCACAAUAAGCUGACCAACCAUUGGUCAUUUUGGCUGGCUCAACUAGCUGACCUCCAUUUCGGGCGUCUGCUGAGCGAAUUAACGCGCUAUUUCGCUCGCAUGCGUCCGAUGGCUUGUGUUUCUUGGUAG
Molecule: messenger RNA, 681 nt
Organism: Rotaria sp. Silwood1
Lineage: Eukaryota; Metazoa; Rotifera; Eurotatoria; Philodinida; Philodinidae
Source: the annotation of a GenBank genome assembly